Acanthosepion pharaonis is the source of this 843-nucleotide messenger RNA. NCBI's taxonomy places the organism in Eukaryota, Metazoa, Mollusca, Cephalopoda, Sepiida, Sepiidae. The record is from the annotation of a GenBank genome assembly.
AUGCUGGGACGAAUUAUUUUUGCCUGGAUGCAGGGGACAAAUCUAGAUUGCAAUGCAAAGCGAUGUCGGUUCAUGGCAGACAUAUUGAAUGACUUUGCAAUUUUCCUUGAAAUAGUUGCUCCCAUAAUUCCUGGAUUUUUCACACUCAUAAUUUGUAUUGCUGGCUUAUGUAAGUCCAUUGUUGGUGUAGCUGGAGGUUCAACACGGGCAGCUCUGUCACAACAUCAAGCACGAAAAAACAAUAUGGCUGAUGUUGCAGUGAAAGAUGGCAGCCAGGAAACACUUGUUAAUGUGACUGCUCUAUUGUUUAGUCUAGCAAUGACACCCCUCAUCACUGGAAAUCAACCUCUCAUCUUAUUCUUGUUUGCUGCCUUUACAUUCCUUCAUCUAAUCUCUAACUACAUGGCUGUGACAUCUGUGGUCAUGGAAACUCUCAACCAAGCUCGUCUGUCUAUUCUGGUGAAAGAAUUUUUAAAAUCUACACAGGCUUUAUCUGUUCAAGAGGCUAAUUACCAAGAACCUGUUAUUUUUAAAACCUCCAUGAAAAUGUCCAUUCAUCUUGGUACUUCUCUGAAGAAUGCUUGCUCUGAUGAAGAGGAUUUUAACACCUUGAAAAAAAUCUAUGGCUCAUCAAAGUUUUUAACAUCUGCUGACCUCAAUGAAGAUCACAUCCACAUCCUCCUCUGCACUGGUUGCACUGUUGAUGACGAGUUACAAGCCUGUUUUCAAGCAGAAGUCAUAAAUGCUGCAAUGGAUUGCAACAUCCCAGAGAAAAAUCUUGAAAAGACAAGCCUUCUUCAGAAAUUAGUCCAAGCUGCAAGAGAAAGUGAGUAUUUGUCUUGA